Alternaria ethzedia is the source of this 1395-nucleotide messenger RNA. RefSeq lists its product as uncharacterized. NCBI's taxonomy places the organism in Eukaryota, Fungi, Ascomycota, Dothideomycetes, Pleosporales, Pleosporaceae. The record is from RefSeq and is a predicted model, not a curated record. The transcript has 4 exons. The coding region runs from base 1 to 1395 and encodes 464 amino acids.
AUGUUCUCUUUCCCAUUAGCCUUGUUCCCCAAUUGGAGUUGGUUUUGUAUCUUUUUGGCUCUCUUUUUGUUUCGAUAUGUCAGAUUAUGGGUGAACCUGGCGAGCAACUGGACGUACACACCCAUGAAGCCUGUCGACGACCCUACCAUCACAUCAAAGGACAUGACUGUCAUCAUCCCAACAGUUGCUGAAAACCUGCAACAACUAAAAGAGACGGUUCAAAGCGCAUACCGUCUCGAGCCAUUAAGCCUCCUCCUCGUCACACCUGACUCGCGAGUAAAGCGCGUGUACCAGAUGGUAGAAGAGCUGGGCAGCCCCAAGAUCAUUCAAGUUCUAUCCGUCAGCCAGGCCAACAAGCGUCGACAGCUAUGCCGAGCCAUUCCCGAGGUCGAGACCAAGAUCACGCUUCUACUUGACGACGAUGUAUGGUUACCGGAGAAGUUUACCAAAUGGAUUCUUGCUCCUUUCGAAGACCCAUCUGUCGGAGGUGUUGGAACUAACCAGCAAAUCCGCCGCUUCAACCGCUCCAGCAUCUGGGAGUUCCUGGGUGCCAUCUAUCUGGUGAGGAGGAACUUUGACUGCACUGCCUGCAACUGGAUCGACGGUGGCCUACCAUGCUUAUCUGGACGCGCCGUUGCCUAUCGAUCCGAGAUCCUACAAGACCCCAAUUUUACCUACGGCUUCACGCACGAGACAUGGGGCAGCGAUCACUUCCUCAACGCCGACGACGACAACUUCAUCACGCGAUGGUUGUUCUCCCACAACUGGAAGAUCCAGAUGCAAAACCACCGCGAAUGCGAAGUCGAGACGACCCUCGAGGACGAUUCGAAAUAUCUUCGUCAAUGUCUGCGAUGGGUCCGCUCCAACUGGAGGAGCAAUCUGACUAGCCUGACGGAGGGUUACAUGUGGAUGAACUACCCAUGGUCCCUCUACGCCGUCUUCCAAACCACGCUUACGCAAUGGGCCUUCCUCCUCGAUUGCGCCCUCUUCGUCUCGGUCUACCUCGCGCUGGCGGAGGCAGGAUACUACGCAGCAGAGGACGACAAGCAAGCCCAUGAGCAGGACUGGCAGCGCAACCUUUUCUGGGCGCUGUUCCUCGCGCAUUGGGUCUUCGCGAAGACGAUCAAGCUAAUUCCCCAUUUGUUAAGAAACCCGGGCGACGUCCGCUUCGUCCCGGUCUCGAUUCUUUUCGGCUAUUUCCACAACCUGAUCAAGCUCUACGGCUGCAUCACCGUGACAGAGACCACUUGGGGUACUCGCGAGGGUGCAGAUGCCGACGACAACAUCAGGAUGUUGCCCAUCCCGCCGAUGGCGACAAUUACCCCUCCCCUGACGCCUCCACCAGGCGGACGCGUGCUUCGCGAGCGAGGCGCCGGUUUUCCGAUGAUGAAUUAG